Messenger RNA from Diorhabda carinulata, 6129 nucleotides. RefSeq names its product porimin-like. The record is from RefSeq and is a predicted model, not a curated record. The coding region runs from base 300 to 824 and encodes 174 amino acids. Gene Ontology annotation, cellular component: cytoplasmic vesicle. The transcript is spliced from 4 exons. Lineage: Eukaryota; Metazoa; Arthropoda; Insecta; Coleoptera; Chrysomelidae.
UUUCUCGAACGCACUUCUAUGUAUUGACAUUAGCGACAGAAAUUUGUAUAUUUAAUUGACAGUUAUGGCAGUACGUAUACUUUGGUUCUGUAAAAUACUGUAGAUAAAAAGAUUUGAGAAGCGUCAUUAUUUUUUGGUGAUUUCGUUCAUUGUCUGUUGUAAUUUAUAAUUAACAACUUGUGCUGUGAUUUUAUAUUACCUUAUCAAUACUAAUUAGAUAACUGAAUAUAUUCCAAAGAAAAAUAAUCAUUUAGUAUAUUUCUAGUCUGAGGAAAAUUAAAUAUAAUCUAUUUUUAAAUAUGAAUUGUGUGUUACCAGUCUUGUUAGUUUUAUUAAGUUUAACUUUUUCUAAUCAAGAUAAAUCUAUCGCCGGAUCUAAUGAUACCAUUACAAUCAAUGACCAUACUGAAAAAAUUCCUCAUACCAUAGAUGUCCAACCGGAACCUGAUCAACAAAAUAGCACUACAAGUUCUCCUAUUAUUACUACCACAUCCAAUGGAACCAAUAUUACAACUACCGCUGUUACCACUACUAAGUCACCCAACACUACAACUGUGUCACCUAAUUCAACAUCUACUACUGCUUCUUCCACAACUACAACCUUGGUACCUACUAAGCCUUCUACUUCAAGUGUGACACCCAGUUCUUCAACUAAGGCACCUGUUUCGACGUCGACAGCAAGUCCAGAACCUGGACAUCAUCGAAGUUUUGAUGGACCGAGUUUCAUUGGAGGUAUAGUAUUGGCGUUAGGAUUGGUCGCCAUAGGUUUUGUAGCCUUCAAAUUCUACAAGGCUCGCAUCGAAGUUAAUUAUCAUACUCUAUAACCCCAUGACAGUUUAACUCUUAAUAUUUAAAAUGUUUAAUAUGUUAUUGUGAAUGUGUUGAAAACUGGUCUAUACUUACGAAUAUUUUUGAUGAAUUAUGUUUAGGUUUGAUCUAAUUUCUCGAUUUUUUAAAAUCUUUUAAUAUAUUUUUUUGUUGAUAUUAGAUUUCCAGUUUGGAGAAACGAGUUUAUAUCCAAAGGAAAUCGUUGGCUUGUUGAUAAUAUUUUUUUAAAUUGUGCAGCUGCUGUCUCGAGUAAAUAAACUUUAUCUGUUGUUAUUCAAGUUUAUGUGGAGAAUUAUUCAAUGUAUUACGAGGAGUGGCGUAUUGACUUGGUCAAAGUAUGAAAAUUAUUAGAAUUUUAAUGAUAUAUACUGUUGAUCUCAACAUGUAUGUUGACUAAUUCUUUGAUGUUCGCGAAUUAAUUUAUUGGCGGUCUUUUCGAGAAAAGUAGUAAAACUCUUGGAUUUUCUUGAUAUUCCACUGAAAAUUUAUGACGUCUCAUUUUCUGAUAUGUUUAUAUUGAUUUAUUGGCACACUUUGCAAGAAAAGUGGAAAAUUCAAGAGAAUUUUCUUGACUGACAUUCUGUAGAUCCGAACAAAAUCAGUUUUUCACCUCGCUUUAUUAAUAUAUUGGCAUUUCUUUCAAAGAAAAAAAAGUCUGAAAAUUCCUUGGUUUUCCUCAGUAUCAACUGAAAAUCUAUAUGGUUGUAUUUUCUAUCGUCUUUAAAUUGAUUUAUUAGCAGACAUAUGGAAACUGGGGAAAUUCAGAGGAUUUUCUUGAUACAUACUUUAGAUCUGAACAAAAUCAUUUUUUAACCUCACUUAAUUGAUAUUUUGGCAUUUUUUUCAAAGCCAGUAAGAAAAUUCGUUAGAUUUUCUUCGUAUACACUAAAAAUCUGUAUAGUUUCUUUUUCUAACGUCCUGAGAUUGAUUUACUGGCAGACAUUAUAGAUCUGAACAGACUCAUUCUUUUACAUCCUUAAAUUGAUAUUUAUUGGAAAUGUUUACAAGGAAAUUGGAAAAAUUUUUUAUUAACCACUAAAAAUUUGAAUAUUUCACUCUGACUUUUUUUCUCUUUGUGCCCUUUAACUAAUUAAUUCUGUAAUGUCGCUAAAUUAAUUUAUUGGCUGUAUUUUUGAGGAAAAUGGGAAAUGGAUUAGAAUUUUUUUAAAAGAAAUAGUGCUGAAUGUAGUUUUUUGACGUUUCCCGGUCAAUGUAGUGGCAGUCAUUUUCAAAUUUUUAAGGAUACUGUGAAAAUUUCUUGAAUUUUCCAAGUUAUUGCCGAUUGUCGUUUUUUAGAUGUCUUCUAAUAAUUUUAGUGGCAGACAUUUUCAUUUUUUUUUAAGGAACUUGUGAAAAUUUAUUGGAUUAUCUCAGUCGUUUGACGUUUUCUGAUCAAUUUAAUAGCAGACAUUAAAAAAAAUUGAAAAAUUAACAAAUCAUUGUUAAAAAUAUCUCAAAUGCCGUAAUUUUUGACAAAAAAAGUUAUUUCAAGAUUUUAAAUUUACUUUUUUUUUAUAGCAUUGGUAGUUAUUCCAAAAAUAUUCGUAAAGUUUUUCUAAUUUUGAAAAUUUUAAUUAUUUUUCUUUUGUAUAAAUACAGACCAAUUUUCACCACCUUCACGACUUGAUUUUCUUCAUUAUAUACCAUUUGUAUGAUUUAAACUUUCUUUUAUGUGAUAUAUGUUAAGAAUAUUUCCAUUUUUUCUUUUUAAUUUCAUAUUUUAUUAAAAAAAUUACACGAUGAUCUUAACGAUCCGAUAUUAUAGGAAUUAUUCAAUGUAAAAAUAAACCAUCUCGAAUUUUUUUUUUUUUCGAAAACUUGGUAUCUCAUUUAUCAUGGUAUUGAUUCGUUUUUAUAUUUGCAUUUUUUAAAAAAAUUCUUGAUAAUUAUCAUUAUAUGAGUCACAAUAGUUGAAAACUUGAAAAUGGCGAAAAAUUACGGUACGAACCUGGUAAAACUACGAGGAAAGAAGUUUUUCGUUCCAAAAUUGUUAAAAAAAAUGAGAAAUUGCGAGAAAAUAUGGUUAAAAAACAAGAAAUUUUAAUUUUUUAGUUUUUGAAAUUAUAAUUCGGUUAUUUAGAUUUUUCAUUCAGUUUGUUCCACGCACUUUUCGCUAUUUUUCCAGCCUUUACCCUUUUUUCCAUUAAAUUUUCGGCAUUUUUCAGUCCUUUCAUUAUUUCUACGCACGUUUUUGGCUAUUUUUUCAGCCCUUUCCGUUUUACCAUUCAAUUUUCGGUAUUUUUCAAUCCCCUCAGUUUUUUCAAGCACUUUUUGAUUAUUUCAGUCCGUUCAGCUUUUCAUUGAACUUUACGCUAUUUUUUCAGUUUCUUCAGUUUUCUCAUGCAAUUUUUGCUAUUUUUCAGCCCUUUUUGUUUUUCCAUUAAAAUUUCGAUAUUUUUUCAGUCCCUUCAGUUUUUCCAUGCACUUUUUGAUAUCAUUUCAGUCCGUUCAGCUUUUCUUUUCACUCUUCGGCUAUUUUUUCAGUUUCUUCAGUUUUUCCGUGCACUUUUUGAUACUCUUUCAGGUUUUCUUUUAUCUUCCGCUAUUUAUAUAUAAAAAAACGACGUACAAUUCCGGGUACCUGAUUUUUUUAUUGAAAAUUUUCGAAAGUUUUCAAUUUUCUCAUCUUUUCAUCGUUUUUUGAAUAUCAGAAUUUUUUUCGUGUUAAAAAAUUUAUUUUUUCUUUUCGAUUUCCGUACUUUUACCCGUUUUAUUCUAAUUUUUCUCCAUUUUCAAUUGUCGACACUAUUUUCUAUUAUAGAAUGAAAUUUCUUAUUUUUUUAAAAAUAAUUUAUCACCCAUCCACGUAAAUUAGAUAUAAUCGAAUAUCAAUUAUCAUCAUCGAGUAAUUAAAAAAACGAAUUUUUCAAAUUAAUACUGAUGAUAUGAUAAGCAUAACAUGCAGUGACCGGUUUAUUCGAAAAACCGUCACAAACACUUUGCACUGAAGUAAAUCCGGUAGAUGUUCGAUGAAGUCAAUGAUAUUAGCCUGCUUAAGAGAUUCAAUUGCACCUCGCUUAGAAUACUUCGAUAUUUUCCUAAAAAAAAUAGUUUGAGCGCAAUUUCGGCUUCUGGUACAGUCUAUUGUAGAUUAGCGAAUGAUUUGAGAAAUUCUAGGAUAUAAAUUGUUGAUCUAAGUUUGUUCCUAAAACAUUUAUACUCGAAAAAAGUUAUUUGAUUGCAGGGUAUUUAACUUUGACAUUUAAAACUCGUUUGUUUCAGGAAAAAAAAACGAUUUUAAUAUUGGAAGCUCCCAUAUUAACAGCGUUUGUUCGAACGUUGUUUUUUUACGAAGCUUCCGGACUAAUAAUUAGUGAUUCAGCUUGAUAACUCGUGUUUACGUUAAUCGAAUACAAAUUUGUGUUUUUUCCUUGAGUUUUCUGUACUAAAUGGCACGUUAUUUGAUAUAUAUAUUUUUCUCUGAACCUCCCGUACUAACGACAAAUGUAUGAAUUUUAUUUUUCCUCAAAUUUUCCAUACUAAAAACAAAUUAUUCGAUUUAAUUUAUCUUAUAAGCUCCCGAACUAACAAUAUUUGAUUUGACUGUGUUUUUCCCUGAAGCUUCCCUACUAAUUACUCUUGAUUGGGACGUAAUUUUCUUGUACUAAUAAUGAUCGAAUCAAAACUUGUGUUUUUUUAUUUUUCGCUCCCAAAUGGCACGUGAUUUGACAUAUAUUUUUCUCCGAAACUUCUGUACUAAUCACAAGUGUCUGAAUUUGAUUUUUCUCUAAAUUUUCCAUACUAAUAAGUAAUAACUUAGUUCAAGUCUUCGUUUUUAUUUGAGAUUCCUUUGCUAAUAACCCGUUUUUCUAAUUUUUGUGAAUUCCUCCGUAUUAUCACUUGAUCUAACCUAAGCUUCCGUACUAAUGACCUGACUUGAGCUGUUUUCUUCCAAAAGCUCCUGUACUAACAGCAAAUAAUUUAAUAAGUUAAUUAUUGACUGUAUUUUAUUUUUCUUUAAAGCUUCUCUAUUAAUAUAAAAAUAGCAUGAGCUUAAUUUUUUUUGGAAGCUCUCAUACUAACAAAACAUGAAUUGAAAAUGUUUUUUUUCCAAAAUUUUCCUUUUAACGUGACAGGAGUUUUGUUUUUUUUUUCAAAUUUCCUAUCCCAAGUCAUUAAUGUAAGACACUUUUAGUCGUUUGUACCAUAACAGUGAAACAAAACGGAAUAAAUUCUUAAAAAAAUUUGUUUUGAUACGAUUGGUUGUAGAUUGAGAUUAUUUCAGAUUAUUUUUAUUGGAUGAAACAUACUUUUCGUACUAAUUACCAAGAAUAUUGUUUUUGUUCGAAUUUAUAGUACUAAUGCAAGGUGAAAAAUGAUAGGGACCUUUUUAGUCAUAAUAGUGAAAUAAAAUAAACGGAAUUUCAAAUCAAAUAAAAAUUGAUUUUCAUACGAUUGGAUUUAGAUUGAAAACAUAUAAAUAUUUGAUUUAUUUGAAUCUAAAACACGGUUAUGCAUCUUUACGAUUACAAACAAUAAAAGUUUUAUACCUUGCAAUUCAAUUAUUUUCAAAUUUAUUGCAGUAAUUUCAACAAGUUCUCAAAGUUCUUGUUAUACAGUCAUGUUCCAAUUAGAUUUUUGUUACAAACUAUUUCGUCUAUAUCUAUAAAUUUCUGUUUUUAUAUAGAUUUGAAGUCGCCGUUGUAGAAAUUAUGCGAAAAUGAUAAUAUUGAAAACACGUUAAAAUAUAACGUCAAAUUUGACACCACUAUCUUUUCUUCGCAUAUUCAUUCAUAAUUCCAUUCUUUAUUGAGUAUUCUUGCAGUUUCUUCGAAUCCAGAACGGUCUAGAACAUUGUAGAACAUCAUGAGUCUUCAAUAACUGCUUAUUCAUAUAGGUAAAGAUCAACUUUGUUUUUCGUUGUUUUUUUAACGUGUUUUUUCUUUUUAUUAUCAUUCUCGAUAUAAUUUUCGUUAAAAUCUGCCCUAUGAAAGUGCUCUUAUCUCCCGAAAUGUAUAAAAAACGAAAGGUGCGCCACCUAGUCUUUCUAGAUGGUAUAUUUUGUAAAAUAUUUAUCUAAACAGUUGACGAAUAAGAGACGGUAUAAUAUUUUUUCUAUUUUUCAUUUAUCGAAUGUUCGUUCUUCGAAUGGAUAUAUUGAGCCGCUCAAUUUUUAGAGCUUGAAGAGCGGUAAUAUCCUCGAAUGUUGCUCCACGUACAGUAAUUUUCACUAAAAUAAACGUUUGUUUAUAAACGUUUAUUUAUACACAUGUAAAAUAAUUUUUUCUCAGUGUAGAUAUAAAUAAAGACUCAAAUUUAUCACGAUUGUUUGUGUGGUCCAAUAAAUCGUAUUUAAAUACA